UGUUGGAUAACCUUUUUUAAUUCAAUUGCAGUUCUAAACAAAACCUAUAAUGGGUAAAGAGAAGGUUCACAUUAGCAUUGUGGUCAUUGGCCAUGUCGACUCUGGAAAGUCCACCACAACUGGACAUUUGAUCUACAAACUUGGUGGUAUUGACAAGCGUGUGAUCGAGAGAUUCGAGAAGGAAGCUGCUGAGAUGAACAAGCGUUCAUUCAAGUACGCAUGGGUGUUGGACAAGCUUAAGGCCGAGCGUGAACGUGGUAUCACCAUCGAUAUUGCUUUGUGGAAGUUCGAGACCACCAAGUAUUACUGUACUGUUAUCGAUGCUCCUGGACAUCGUGAUUUCAUCAAGAACAUGAUUACUGGUACCUCCCAGGCUGAUUGUGCUGUCCUCAUCAUUGACUCCACAACUGGUGGUUUCGAAGCUGGUAUUUCUAAAGAUGGACAGACCCGUGAACACGCUCUUCUUGCUUUCACCCUUGGAGUCAAGCAGAUGAUCUGUUGUUGUAACAAGAUGGAUUCCACAACCCCAAAAUACUCAAAAGGCAGGUAUGAGGAAAUCGUGAAGGAAGUUUCAUCUUACCUCAAGAAGGUUGGUUACAACCCUGAUAAAAUCCCAUUCGUGCCAAUCUCUGGAUUCGAGGGUGAUAACAUGAUUGAAAGAUCCACCAAUCUUGACUGGUACAAGGGUCCAACCCUCCUCGAAGCUCUUGACUUAAUCUCUGAACCUAAGAGGCCAUCAGACAAACCACUCCGUCUUCCACUUCAAGAUGUCUACAAGAUUGGUGGUAUUGGAACUGUGCCCGUUGGUCGUGUUGAGACUGGUGUGAUCAAGCCAGGUAUGGUUGUUACAUUCGGACCCUCUGGACUUCAAACUGAAGUUAAAUCCGUUGAAAUGCACCACGAAGCUCUCCUUGAGGCUGGACCUGGUGACAAUGUGGGUUUCAAUGUUAAGAAUGUUGCAGUGAAGGAUCUUAAACGUGGGUUUGUUGCAUCCAACUCUAAAGAUGAUCCCGCUAAGGAAGCUGCUAGCUUUGUUGCUCAGGUUAUUAUCAUGAACCAUCCUGGACAGAUUGGAAAUGGGUAUGCUCCAGUUCUUGAUUGCCAUACUUCACAUAUUGCUGUUAAGUUUGCCGAGAUUCAGACCAAGAUUGAUAGGAGGUCUGGAAAGGAAAUUGAGAAAGAACCCAAGUUUUUGAAGAAUGGUGAUGCUGGUUUAGUUAAGAUGAUUCCAACCAAGCCUAUGGUUGUGGAGACAUUCUCAGAGUAUCCUCCUCUUGGUCGGUUUGCUGUUAGAGACAUGCGUCAGACUGUUGCUGUUGGUGUUAUUAAGAAUGUUGAGAAGAAGGAUCCAACUGGGGCUAAGGUCACCAAGGCAGCUCUGAAGAAGAAAUAAAUUGUUUCUUCCAUUUAUUUUUCUCAUCAUAUUUUCUAGUACUUUAUUUAUUAUGUCGGAUUUUGUUUCUUUUCAAAUUUUGGGAUCAUUUUCUCUUUAGAUCUUAAAUUUAUUGAUGGAUUAAAAUUUUGAAAUAUGGGUUUGGCUUCUUUCUUUUA
Messenger RNA from Impatiens glandulifera, 1551 nucleotides. Its product is annotated as elongation factor 1-alpha. Gene Ontology annotation, molecular function: GTPase activity; translation elongation factor activity; GTP binding. The transcript is spliced from 2 exons. The record is from RefSeq and is a predicted model, not a curated record. Lineage: Eukaryota; Viridiplantae; Streptophyta; Magnoliopsida; Ericales; Balsaminaceae. Gene Ontology annotation, biological process: translation; translational elongation. The coding region runs from base 50 to 1393 and encodes 447 amino acids.